This is a messenger RNA of Ricinus communis (castor bean), 587 nucleotides long. RefSeq lists its product as uncharacterized. The transcript has 2 exons. The record is from RefSeq and is a predicted model, not a curated record. NCBI's taxonomy places the organism in Eukaryota, Viridiplantae, Streptophyta, Magnoliopsida, Malpighiales, Euphorbiaceae. The coding region runs from base 128 to 487 and encodes 119 amino acids.
UAAGGCUUACUUAAAAUUUGCCAAGUGUUAAUCACCAUCCUACAACAUACCCAAAUUGUCUACUACACCACAUUAUUUCCUCUUUCUCUUCUCCCUUAUCAUUCUUCUGCAUCAAAGACUAAUUAACAUGCAGAGAAAAUUACUGCUAACAUGGCUGUUCCUCCUAAUUUGCUGCAAGACCCUUUCUUACUUUUCAUGUGAAAGUGCUCUUACUCCUCAGCACAAGCCACUAAACACUAAGGCAAGACAACUUAAGAAUGUGUAUGAAUCAAUGGUUGAAAUGAAAAGGAAAGGUGACAGAAAAACACUAGAGGGGAUGCAUGAAGGUAAAAUGAAAAUUAUUGGAAGGGCUGGGAAAGGAGUUUAUGGGGGUGGAGAUAUGCUUCGUCCACGCUCUAAAUCCAAAAAUGGAGCAGCCUCCUUGUUCUUGAAAUCCUCUACUCUCCUCUUAUCAACACUCAUACAUGUGUUAUACAACUUGGGUUGAUUUACUUUUGUUAUCUUAAAAGUGACUGGUCUGGAAUUUGGAUUAAGAAUGUAAAGAACUUGCUUUAUAUAUAUGGUUCUGAUCAACAUCCAAUUAGAUA